AGCAGAUGUGGGGAUGUGACCAUCAGCGGAGGAAUUUGGAGAGCUGGUGACCAUGCAGGUGGAAAGGACGCCCGAAAUAAACAGAUAAAUAGGGUGGAAACGAGGGGGGCUGUGGAUGCAGAUAACAGCACAACACGACACCCAUCAGCAAGAUUUACAGUCCAGUCGCCUUUGGUUGUGUUGGUGGUGGAUUAAUAACCAGUCAUAAAGAGGUGGGAGGGUGAUUGUGUGUUGCAGAGAGGACGAGAGUGAAGGCACUGAUAGAGGAAAGAAAAGAGAGAGGGGGAGUGUGUAAAAGAGAGAGAGGGGAGUAGAUAAAGCCGGCGCCGGGAUCAUGAGCUCUGCACUGCCGUACGAUUCAUUGUCAGCUCGGCCGAGUCCCAGCAGACGAGCCUUGGACUGGGAGCGCGAGCAGCUAGCUGUGCGAAGACUGUCCUCCCCACGAGGUCUCGACCUGCUCACUCCUCCUCCUCUUCCUCGUCGACCUUCUGCCAUCCCGGGCUACCUGCUAUCGCCGUACCAAGAGCACGAGGAGCAGCUCCAACAGCAGCAGCAGCAUUCUCGACUAUCCCUGUCUGUGUGCUCAGAGGCCUCCCUGGCGCCCCCUGCACCUCCACCUGUGGGUUCUGCCCCACCCUGCUGCCGCCCAGUGGGAGUCAUGCACCUCCUGCGCCUGGGUCUCCUGGCUUUCAGCUGCCUCUUCUGGGCGGCCGGCUUGGCCCUCUUCACCCUGGGUGUGUGGGCUCAGAUUUCACUGGCAGACUACAUGCUGUUGUCCACCAACCGUUACCCCAACGCCCCGCUCAUCCUUCUGUCCACAGGUGCCGCUGUCACCACCUGGGGCUUCUUGGGUUGUCUGGGGGUGGCUGCAAACCUGCCCUGUGUGCUCAGGGCUUAUGGGUUCUUUCAACUUGCUGCUCUUAUAGCCGGUUUGGCAGCUGGACUCUCGGGCCUCUUCUACCGUGAAGAUAUUGCUGGAGGAUUUCGCAGCGGCUUACAGCGAGCGGUGGCCGGCUACACAGAGGAUGAGGGCCGUGCCGAUGCUCUAGACAGCCUGCAGAGGGCCCUGGAGUGUUGUGGAGCUGACGGCUGGCGUGACUGGCUCACUUCAGACUGGGCCAUCCAACACAUGACCUUCCUGCCCCCUGAGAACGGCACCUCGGUGUCCCUGCCGGACAGCUGCUGUGUGAGGCGCAAAGGUUGCAAGAAUCGACCUCUUCUGUCAGACGACAGCGAAGGAGUAACCGCUGCAGGAAUCCAUCCACAUGGAUGCUUCCGCAAAGUCUUCAGUUUGGUCAACGACAACGUCUUCCACAUUGCUGCCACUGUGUUGGGACUGGCCUUCACCCAGAUCGGAGGCAUUGCCCUGGCUUGUCUGCUGGCCAACAAACUAGCACCAAGACAACAUCGUCGUGUGGUGGCGCAUUAAUGGUCCAUUUUAAACCAAGGAUUGACCAGUUUGUAGAUGAUUAGGAUUGGCAAUGAACAAUGUCCUCAAAGAGUGGUAGGGUUGCAAAGUUGGGGGAUGAAAGGUUCCACAAGGUGAAGUACUAUUUAUGGUCUCACAGUGUUAAAUGACUGUCAGUCAGUUGUCAAUUGGUGCAAUCCCAAGGCUUGAAUGGUGCAUGAAACUUCCAGUCAAAUUAUCAAUACGUCAACCAUUUUAGAAAAUAGUCUAUCUGGUAUCAGUGAUAUUAAGUCAAAGGUAAAAGGAUGGAAGUCAGCUACAACUCAGAAACAUUAGAUACAAGCUUUACUUUCAGUUGCGUGCAUCACUAACGGAGAGCUGAAGCUUUAUAGAAACCUGAUGACAUAUUUAGCAGCUUAAAUCAAUUUCCCAUUCACUUUCAAGGUCACCUUUGGAUCAAUCAAGCAACUACAGCAUUGAGAUUUGUUCCUAACUGCAACAAGAAAACGUUCUGAAUUUGAUAAAGUUCUGGUUUUGCGCCCUUGACUGGCAGUUUCUCCAUCCAUUUAUGACAAUUGUAGUAUUUGAAGUCAUCACUAAAGCCUAAAUAAUUAAAACUGAUGGUCAUAACAUUAACCUAUGGUAUUGUAAAAUUAUCCAAAAGACUCCUUUGUUUCUAUGUUGAAGGACCUUAAGGGUAUAAUUAAAAGAAAAUGGGAAUUUAGCAGUAAAAUACUUCAGAAACCAGCAACUCCUCACACUGGUCUUCUACACUGGUUUGCCUGACUCUUUUCUGCACAAUUUGAAAAAAAUACUAAUUUAUUUCAGUGCAAGAGGUUCAAGAUGCAGUAAUACUUCCAAACAAGAGAUGAGAUCACAUAUUGGGCCUUUUAAUCUGAAGAAUUUACAGUUCACAAAAUUAUGAUUUUCUGCCUUUUUUGCUGUAUUAUUUUGCUGUAUUCAGAUAUGUUUAAAUAAUGGCAUGAACUGUUAUCCUUCAUUAUGUAGAAUAUAUAUAAAAAAGAUCAUUUACAGUUGAACUGCUCUCAUAUUGGGUUUUCCUCGUGUUACCAGAUGUAGUAGAUCCACUGAAUGCACAGGAAUGUUCACCA
Molecule: messenger RNA, 2520 nt
Organism: Lates calcarifer (barramundi perch)
Lineage: Eukaryota; Metazoa; Chordata; Actinopteri; Centropomidae
Product: tetraspanin-7-like
Exons: 1
Coding region: 335-1429 (364 amino acids)
Cellular component (GO): membrane
Source: RefSeq, a predicted model, not a curated record